CCCGCCCCCUCACCCCUCCGCGCAAGCGUCUUGGCGCCUCGCCGCCCGCCGCGGCGCGGUGACCCGGAAGUGGAGCUGCGGAGGCGCCGUGACCCGGAAGCGGGACGUGCGGGCGGUGCGCGCAAGUGGAGACGCGGGACCGGAGCGGAGCCGCCAUGAGCCUGCUGAACAAGCCCAAGAGUGAGAUGACGCCGGAGGAGCUGCAGAAGCGGGAGGAGGAGGAGUUCAACACGGGGCCACUCUCCGUGCUCACCCAGUCCGUCAAGAACAACACCCAGGUCCUCAUCAACUGCCGCAACAACAAGAAGCUCCUGGGACGCGUGAAGGCCUUUGACAGGCACUGCAACAUGGUGCUGGAGAAUGUGAAGGAGAUGUGGACGGAGGUGCCCAAGAGUGGGAAGGGGAAGAAGAAGUCCAAGCCAGUGAACAAGGACCGCUACAUCUCCAAGAUGUUCCUGCGCGGGGACUCCGUCAUCGUCGUCCUGCGCAACCCCCUCAUCGCCGGGAAGUAGGGGACACCCCCCCGCCCCGGGGUCCCCUGGGACCCCUUCUGCCCUUACAGCCUCCUGGGGGUGCCCAGCCGUGCUCCCUUGGCGUCGCCUGAGCCUCUGUAUGCUGCCCUGGGGCUGGGGCCUCCCCAGGGGCUCCCUCCUUGUCCUGCCCUCCCCCCUACCCCAGGGGGUGUUUGGGUGUUUGGGGGGGGGGGCCGAGCCCCCCUGGGGUGGGCAGAAUUGGGGUUGUCAUGUUGUCAUGUGUGCCCCCUCCCCCCUGCCCCGGGCACUGUGCUCACCCCCCCACGGGCAAUAAACCUGGUUUGUUACUA
Molecule: messenger RNA, 823 nt
Organism: Chroicocephalus ridibundus (black-headed gull)
Lineage: Eukaryota; Metazoa; Chordata; Aves; Charadriiformes; Laridae
Gene: SNRPD2
Product: small nuclear ribonucleoprotein D2 polypeptide
Exons: 3
Coding region: 156-512 (118 amino acids)
Biological process (GO): RNA splicing; spliceosomal snRNP assembly
Cellular component (GO): catalytic step 2 spliceosome; pICln-Sm protein complex; U2 snRNP
Molecular function (GO): RNA binding
Source: RefSeq, a predicted model, not a curated record